Messenger RNA from Haemonchus placei, 1020 nucleotides. Lineage: Eukaryota; Metazoa; Nematoda; Chromadorea; Rhabditida; Trichostrongylidae. The record is from the annotation of a GenBank genome assembly.
AUGACAGCCUCCAAGAGCGGUAUAGCCUCUCCUAGAUUUUGGCCAUCUAAGCACUUCAACCAUAGACUUGUUUCAGAGUUUGCAUAACGCUCACCUUCCAACUCUCUAGAAGGUUCAUAAGAAUCCGUGAAGAAAUCCGAACGAAAUUCCUCUAUAAAUACGGUCAGCCAUUGGUUCUGAACCAAACAGCAUGGAGAGCAAGAACAGUUGAAAGAAAAACGCUAACAAACCAUUGCUGAGCUUUUUGAACAUCCAAAACACAUUCGUAACACCUCAGAUAAUUCAUUAUAGCAGCAAGUUCUGAUGUAUGCUGAUGAACUACGUGCCUCUUCAAGCAGCUUCAAGGAACACUCUACGUCACUUUCUCUGGACGGAGAUUCAUCAAGUAGCAGCGCCGUUUCCAGUUUAAUUAAUACUGCCAAAACACCAAAAACUGGUUGUACAUUGUUUGCCGAACGCAAAAACAACGGUAUCAUAUCAUUUAGGUUAUCCUUUUGUGUAGCCGUGGAUGGCUUGGCCGCAUACAGACGGAAAAUGGCGCGGAAAAAGCGCUUGAUAUUUGGUAUGGACAUUCGGUCGAGAAUGAAGAAGUACUCCGUCAUGAGGGCGAUGAAAGGCUCUAUCGCCUCGGCGUUUGUGUCGAUGAGAUCAGUAAGCUCAUAAAGUACAGCUUCAGAUUCACUUUCCGACUGCACAGAAUGCGAUAACAUCGUUUUUAGANUAAGCUCCCUGCAUUUAGUAAGAGCUAUGAAAAGGUCUUUAAAAAGUUUCGCUCCAAACUUCUGAGUUUCUUCUUUUGCUGACCAUAAACAUUGUUGAGCUAUAGAGAUGAGAGGUGAAACAUUGCGUUCACACAACGACUUGAAUUUCAGAGCUUCUCCAAAUAAACGACUCAGAGACUCGAGGUUAUCUUGCGAAAGAAGGAAGCGUUGUUUUAUAACAUUCGAUGCACUCAGUGGACAGGUACGUAAUGCCAGCAGAUCGAUUGCAAGUAGUAUAUCAAAGAGGGUUAAAGCCUGA